Molecule: messenger RNA, 800 nt
Organism: Galdieria sulphuraria
Lineage: Eukaryota; Rhodophyta; Bangiophyceae; Galdieriales; Galdieriaceae
Exons: 1
Coding region: 34-639 (201 amino acids)
Source: RefSeq, a predicted model, not a curated record
AAUUGGAUAGAUGGAUGUCAUUAUGAUUGAGAAAUGUUGCCAUCGUUGUUGAGCACCAGAGCUCGAGCAUCUGAGGCGUCUUAUUUCCGGAAAGGAGAGCAGUUGGGAACGCAGGAGUUGAGGAAAACAAUCAGCAAGCAAGAAUUGGAUAAGUUGCGUGAAGAAAACAAACUUUUAGAGGAAAGAAUAAGGAGUGGAGAGUUUGAAGGACUUCCUGAGAUACUACAAAAUGUCUGGGUACCAUCUUUGAAACCCAAUGAUACUCCACAAACUGUUCAGAGACCCCUAAAAGUUCCUUUGAAGAUUACCAACGAGAUUCCACUAAAAAAGGAACACACAUUACCUACUCACGAUUUGACCAGUUCUGCUAGACUUGCAACAGACUCGUAUUAUGACCUUACUAGAGGGAGAUAUGAGUAUCUCAAGAAGUGGAAAGAUUCUGCAGCACUUGGGCAGAAUGAAACAGUGCUUUCAUUAUCCCAAAAGCUCCGUGUUGAAGCUCUAGGAAUAGGUUUCCGUGCGCUUUUCAUAUCAACGAUAUGUACUGCAGCCCUUGGCUGUACAAUAUUCCUUUACUUACGUCCAGAAGAGAGAAGAGACGACUUCGUGAGCGUACGCAACGCUUUUCUGAAAAUUUGAAGAAUUGGUUGAAGACACCUCUGUCGUUCAUAUCCACAACUGCGUCAGGUAUGCUCAAGGGUGUGACGGAGGAUAGUUCUAUGAAAAGAGUUGUAGAUUCUGUUUUAGACGUUGAUCAUGAGAAUUCUAAAUAUAAAGGCAAUAAAUAAUACUAUAUAUAU